AUGAUAGAGAUGCCUAAGGUGGAGGCAUAUUGCAGUGAAGGGAUAGGGCUAUGUGGGAAGGGUAACGAGUGCGAGGAAAAAUGCCAAGCACGUCACGGCCCAGGCUCGCAAGGAUCGUGCGACUACAUCAUCAAGCCUCCACUUUGCACUUGCUACUACGAUUGUCCCACACCACCGCCGCUGCCAAAAUUGUGCAAUGGUGGCGGCGGUUUGUGCAGCUACUCCUGUGAGGACCAGUGUUGCAGCGAUCGAUGUGCCACCAAGUUCAGUCAAGGCCGAGGGUACUGCGAUGAUAGUGCUGGUCCUUGGCUGUGUCAAUGCCAAUACCCUUGCUAA
Molecule: messenger RNA, 336 nt
Organism: Eucalyptus grandis
Lineage: Eukaryota; Viridiplantae; Streptophyta; Magnoliopsida; Myrtales; Myrtaceae
Product: defensin-like protein 182
Exons: 1
Coding region: 1-336 (111 amino acids)
Source: RefSeq, a predicted model, not a curated record